AUGGUCGACACCGAGGAUCAAACAAAGAGUCCCGCAGAUUCGGCUGCGGGCGAUGAUGGCGGACCUUUAGGUGCAGGCAAAGGUACCGCAGUGAAGGACAAAGAAUGUCAAUAUUGCCAUCAAGCCUUCACAUCAUCCUCGCUCGGACGACACCUCGAUCAAUACCUCUUCAAGAAAAAGCCCGAUGGAAUCCACGACGUCGAGGAAAUCCGUCGAAUCCGCAGUAGUAUAACCCGGCGACAAGCGCGCACCUCCACCAAACAUGAUAGCCCAGACGUAGGCACGCGCAAAGGUCAGAACGAGUCUCCGAGCGGUAGCACCCAUGAACCCCCAGCGCGUCCGCGAGAAGGGCCUCGAUUUCUUUUCAAUACACCUUCAUGGCAUGCUACGGGCGUAAUAAACAAUCUUUCCGAGAGUACUUCGCAAGACGUAGCCAAUUCUUCGCGUGCUCCCGUGUCUCAUUCGCCUGGGUCGUUGGAUUAUACGGGUCGAAACUCGAAGAAUAAAGAUGCGGAUACUGCCAGAGCUCUGGAAUUGGCCUUGCAGGAGGUUUUGGAUAAUAUCAAAGCCGCAACAAGCACAACCCGCCCUCGACUGUCGCCUUUUGAGUUCGAUGUUCAGGCCGAGACGUUUCCCUCGCUCGUCCUCAAGCUACUUCCCCCUCCUCCGGCACUAUUCGCAACUCAACCCUUUGCAACUAGCACAUCGUUCCCGUUGGAACCUCCCAGUGCGGGCCAGGUCGAUCUAGUCCGUCAUGCUCUCAAAGCGCAUAUCGAAAAAUGGCGCAAUGAACAGCUAGGAAUGUCAAACAAGAACCAGGCCGGCAGUCGAACAAAGAACAGUCAUAUUAAUGAUCCCCAGAUGAUUAAUGCAACAGCCCAGCAAUAUGACGAGAUCAGUUCGCGACAUCUCGACUUGGCUUAUCAAAACUGGAUGAUGUUGUCUAUGGAAGUCAAGAAGCACACAUGGCAAUUAGAGCUCACAAGGGCCUUUGUGCGCGAGUCAGAGAAGCGAAAAGAUCUAGAAGCCCAACUCAACAGGGUGCAACAAGAAGCGGAGAAGCUUCGAGCACAAAACGAGAGAUUAAGCUCCUGCCAAUGGCCGCGAGAGUUUGCGCUGUUUCCACCAGAUACGCUACCAUUGCCGCGAGAUGCAGCCCGUGAGCUAGACGCGAUGGAUAACAGCUAUACUAGCCCCGAUUCCUCGCGGUGGGAUUACGACCAGCUAGUCGCGAAAUGGAAGCGCGUUGUCAUGCACGACAAAAGCAUGGGACGAGUCGGAGCUUCUUCGUAUAGAGGCCUUGAUGAGCCAAUUCCAGAGUCUACUAUACGCCCAAAACUGAAUGCUCCAGGCGCCGAAAACCACAGCGAGUUCCCGUCAUUCGGAUAUGUUGCGCCAACGACAACGACCUCGACAAAUAUACCCGCCCAACACACAUCACCUUAUGAUGCUGCAGCGCAUCAAAGUACAUACAAUACGCAUCAGGCGGCCAAACGGCAACGACUGAUGAACGGGACUGGGAAAGAUGUUGGCGGUGAGAGUGAUCAUUACAGGACCAGUCCACAGCUUGCAAAUGGGAAUACCACGGGAUGGAGUCCAGCGUCCGUACAGUCGCUCUUGACUUCGAGCAAUCCGCCGUCUACCUCAGUUCCUGCAAAUAACAAUCGAUAUGGUCCUUCUUAA
Talaromyces marneffei is the source of this 1683-nucleotide messenger RNA. RefSeq lists its product as uncharacterized. The record is from RefSeq and is a predicted model, not a curated record. The transcript is spliced from 2 exons. Bases 1 to 1683 code for a protein of 560 amino acids. NCBI's taxonomy places the organism in Eukaryota, Fungi, Ascomycota, Eurotiomycetes, Eurotiales, Trichocomaceae.